AUGGCACCAGCAAUAAUCGGUAAAGCCCACAGUGUCCCGUUACUUGCUGCAGGGUCGACCGACCGUGCUGCGAAGUGUAAAUAUGUGACCAAAGGCGGCCAGUUAGGUGAUGGUAAUUUUAGUGUUGUUCGAGAAUGCAUGAAUUUGCAUACAAGGGAUUUAUUUGCCCUCAAGAUGGUUCACAAGAUGGUUGUUAGAGAUAAGAUGCAAUUGGUUAAGAAAGAGCUGAAGCUGUUGGGAGAAAUCAGUGCAAGAGUCAAGGAGUUGGAAGAUCAAAAGCGUACGUCCAUGGACGUGUUUGAAGGGCACCACCAUGUUUUACAGCUAUUCGACUAUUUUGAAACUAAUGAAAGUAUAGCACUAGUAAUGCAACUGUGCGAUAGAGGUGACCUUUAUGAAAAGAUUAUUGCCGAAGGUCAUUUGGAUAUAGAGACUCAGGUCAAAUCUUUUACUGCAUGUCUAGUCAGCGUACUGGAAUUCUUACAUGGACAAGGAGUUGUUCAUAGAGAUGUCAAGGCUGAAAAUGUUUUAUUUCGAUUGAGGGUCAACACAAACGAACCUGUUGAGUUUCAAGGUAAAUUUCCUUACGACUUAACCGCUCAUGAUCUGAUCCUAGCGGAUUUUGGAUUUGCUACAAAUAUCAAUCCUAACACACAGCUUAAGGAAUAUGUUGGUACUUUAUCAUACAUUGCUCCUGAAGUUGUACGUUGUAAGGGUAUCAAUUAUAUGUCUGAACGUGAAGUGAAAGCAUUGAAACCCUAUGGAUUCGCUGUAGACAUUUGGGCACUGGGGGUUCUUACAUAUUUCAUGGCAUUAGGGUAUAUGCCAUUUGAUUGUGAUGAUGAAGAUGAGACUUUGGAAUGUAUUAUCAGCCAAGAUUAUUACGUGGACGCAAACGUGGAAAAGGAUCCUAAAAUGUCAGAAUUUUGGAGUUUUCUUCAAAUGUGUUUCUGUUUAGAUGAUCGCCAAAGAGCGAGUGCAGCAGAAUUAAAGAGACACCCUUUUAUUAGAGAUUACUUCGCUACGUCCACCACAUUGAACCAGGCCUUAUUUGUUCCUCAUCCAAUGAAAAGAAGCGGUUCCUCUAGAUCUCUCAAAGCCCCUAAUAAAGCUUCAUCAUAUACCAAUAUUACCCAUAUGAAGAUGGAUCCUCCCUCUAGCGUUUUAAUGACGCCCGCGAACAGUGAACCCAUAGUCGAACCCGAAGUGGCGGCUAGCAGACAACGCGAUCUAAUGGAAGUUAGAAAUACAUUAAAGAGAACGUUAUCUACAACGGCACUUAAUAGGGAAUUGGUCAUUUUACCAGGAGCCAUUAGGGGUCUGAAAAAAAAUUCAACUUUUGUACUGGGACCACAACCACCACCAGACUCUUUGAUGAAUGGUUGUUAUAGCACUUCACCACAAUCAAGGUCAACUUUAAGCACACCAAUAUCUGUUUCAAGGGAAACUUCCUCUACCAGUUUUAAAGUGGUGCAGGACACUGGAAAAGAUCUUAAUUACGAUAAUGACGAAGAUGACGACGAAGGAAUUGUUGUAUAA
Molecule: messenger RNA, 1539 nt
Organism: Zygosaccharomyces rouxii
Lineage: Eukaryota; Fungi; Ascomycota; Saccharomycetes; Saccharomycetales; Saccharomycetaceae
Gene: TDA1
Product: protein kinase TDA1
Exons: 1
Coding region: 1-1539 (512 amino acids)
Biological process (GO): protein phosphorylation; cellular response to oxidative stress
Molecular function (GO): calmodulin binding; ATP binding; calcium/calmodulin-dependent protein kinase activity
Source: RefSeq, a predicted model, not a curated record